Molecule: messenger RNA, 1983 nt
Organism: Zymoseptoria tritici IPO323
Lineage: Eukaryota; Fungi; Ascomycota; Dothideomycetes; Mycosphaerellales; Mycosphaerellaceae
Exons: 3
Coding region: 1-1983 (660 amino acids)
Source: RefSeq, a predicted model, not a curated record
AUGGCCUCGCCAUCCGAAGUCCCAUCCGAGCUUCUCGAGCACUUCGUUAAGUGCCGCGAAGAAUAUGACCGCGCUCUUGAAAGGCUCAAUGCCUUCACUCGACCAGCGGAGGGUGUUUUCCCGGCAACUUGGCUCCCGAAUUCGACAGGAGGUCCAUCACGAGUCCAGCCAGAAGUCAACGUCAUCAGCAGCGACGAACAUGUCAGCAACGGAGUGGACAGCGACGAAGAAGAUAGCGACGAGGAGGACAGCGAGGGAACGGAAAGCGAGGGAACGGACAGCGAGGGAACGGACAGCGACGAAGAGGAAGAUACACAGGAUCCUCGUCAUUCUGAGCAACAGCAACAAGCUGGACCAUCGAGAAUUCCUCUCACUCUCUUCAAGCACGUCUCUAGGAGCCACGAAGAAGACCACCGCACUCUAGCGAGCUGCCAGUCCACCCAUCGGUCAUCGCCAGCAGAGAAGAUCAUCUCUGAGCGGCUGCUUUGCGAGAAUUCAAUGGACGUGCUUCUGGAUCUUAUCCGCCAUCCUGGCGGUGGUAUCGCACCAGCGGCAAGUGCUUGCUUCGCGGGAUACAUCGAGAAAAACCCUGCUGUCCGGAUCAAGAUAUUUUCUGGACAAGCUGCUUUCGAUGAAGUACGCCAGGAUAUGCUCGCGAAGCUCACGCGGGCAGAUACUGCGUUCAGCAAAGACCCCAUCCUGAAAGAGUGGAACGAGCAGUGGCAGAAAGUGGACAAGUCAUACCCCAGAUAUCCGGAAUACUAUUUCCUCAUCGCGCGAUUGUUCGUCUAUGCGUUCAGCAUCGACCGAAACAAGUUCUGUCAUGACAUCGGCACCAAGCACCCAGACUCGCACAUAUGGUCCUGGUGUCGUGAAGCCUGGGUUCCGAGACAUCGUGUCAAGCACUGCUGGGAAUGCAAGAAUUGCUUCGACAACUCCUGGCAUUGUGAGAAGUGCGGAGUCUGCAAGACCGGCUCAGACUUUUCGUGCGAUGGGUGUGGUGGGUAUGCGUUUGCUAGUUGGCGGGCUGGACGGACGGACGGCAAAGCCAUAGACGCUGCACCGGACACUAGCGAUAGUCCUGCUGGAGCAGGUUCAUCGAAGAAGAGGCCUAGGAGACAGACCCUUGGCAACGAAGACGUAACUGAAACCUUCGUCGAGGCACCCCAAGAUGUGAUGACAUGCACAUGUAAUUGCAAGAACCGAUGUUCGACUCGCCGCUGCACCUGUCGCAAAUGGGGAGGUCGCUGCAAGGAAGGCUGCAAAUGUCGCAAAGAUAAAGCAGUGGAAGAAUCGCUCGGACCUGAGUGCCACAACCCAUUCGAGGAUGUUACUCGCAAGUUCUUCGGCGUAUACCAUCCGAACGUUCGUGCCAGCGACUGUUUCGUGUCUUUUGUUGAAAGGAAACUCAAGAAAGGACAACACUGCGACCCAUCAGAGAUGGCGAAAACUCUCCUGAACGCGGACGAUGGCAUCGUCUGGGACCCUGAAAUGAAUGACAUAGCUCCUAACCUUUCCGGAUGUCGAGAAAGACUGGCGGAUCUCCCUUCUGGCUCGGUGGAGCGAAAGGAACAUAUGCAAUUGCUCUUCCGCGGUGCACUUGGCGAAGGUGACGUCUACGAAGAAGACGGGAUAGGGAUGUAUAAAUGGAACUUCUGCGAGAGUCAGUGGUAUGAUGAGAACGGGCCAUUCACUCACUGUCCGACUUGUGGAAAGUGCGUUGCGGACGAUGAACAGUGGCAUUGCGGUGUGUGCCGAAGAUGUCGAUACAAUCGCCGCACGCCCUGCGAGAAAUGCGGCGGUAUCUCGAGAUCAUUGAAAGAGCACAAAGAAGCACAGAAGAAGCGUUUGGUGGAUGAGAAGAGAAGGAAAGAGAAAAAGAGGCAGAACAGGGACAUGAGUAGGGAGGAGAAGGAGCAGCUGAGAAGAAAUUGGAAACGACAAGUGAGCGAGGAGAGAGCGAGGCGGGAGGGAAGGCGAUAG